GAGCUGGAGCUCUGAGUCAGUCGCACGAUGAGAGCAGCGGCGCUGGCAUUGUUCUAUAUGGGUCUGGUUCUGGGUCUGCUGUGGGUCUCUCCCGGGGCACUGGCCAAGCGGUAUCUCCGCUGCGAGCUGGCCCGUAAGCUGCUCGACCGGCACGGCUUUGAGCGCAGCCUUCUGUCCAACUGGAUCUGUCUUCUGGAGCACGAGAGCGAACUGGAGACGACCCGGACCACUACGAACCCCAAUGGAUCGCGCAGCCUGGGCCUGUUCCAGAUCAACAGUCGAUACUGCCAGGAGGGGAGACGCGGUGGCAUUUGCAACGUCAAGUGCGAAGAUCUCCUCGAUGAGAAUCUGAUCGAGGCGGCCGUCUGUGCCAAGCGGAUUCAGACCACGGACGGGUUUCGUCAUUGGAAUGGCUGGCAGCGCUACUGCCGCAACACCCAGAACCUGCCCAAUCUGAAGGUCAUCUGUGGCAUCUAGGAAAUGCCUGUACUAAAGGGGUACAUACAGUGCGCGUCGCUAACAUAGGACCUCCACUCUGAAUCGGAGUACGAGUGUGGAACAUUUUUGGGAAUAAUACAAUAUACUGUAUGCAUGUACAUCGAAUUCUGCUGAUGGGAUAAGUAGAAUAAGCCUUUUUUUUCUCAUUUAAAUGGAACCUGUUGUUGCAACUUUCAAGAUCCUAAUUCUGAACAUG
Drosophila persimilis is the source of this 694-nucleotide messenger RNA. Its product is annotated as lysozyme. The record is from RefSeq and is a predicted model, not a curated record. Lineage: Eukaryota; Metazoa; Arthropoda; Insecta; Diptera; Drosophilidae. Bases 28 to 477 code for a protein of 149 amino acids. The transcript is spliced from 3 exons.